GUCCAGAGGCGUAUGGGUGGAGAGACUCUCAGAUAUGUGUGUGUGUUCAGAUCCAGAGCUCACAGCGGCGUGGAGAAGAUGUUUACCAGCGCUGGACUUGGUUCCCGAAGCCAUUCUGAGUGUCUGAACGCAUGCAGACGGAGAGAAGAACGACAGAAGUGAAGAAAACAAACAUGGAGAGCAGAAGACCGAGGAGCACAGGGAGAGAGAGGAUGGAGGCACGCUUCUAGCUGAAUUGUGAGAUGGAUCUGCUGUGCAGCUGCAGGACGAGGACGAGGACGAGUGUGUGUCGUCUGUGUCUGCUGCUGUCUCUGCUCUGUGUCUGCGCUCACGUCUACAUGCAGCUCCAGGCUCCACGGAAACACAGCCAGCAUCAUCACCGGAGCGUCGCCACGGCAACAGAUGCUGCAGCGGAUGCUGGAUCCACCUGCUGCUCAGCGCUGCAUCAUCACAGACGGAGAGUUUCCAGAUGGAAGAUCAGGCUGGAGCCGUGGGCCGCAGGAACUGGAGGUUUUCAGGAGGAAGCGGAUCGGUUCCUCAGAUACAUCUCCACUCCGCAGCUGUCCUGCCAGAGACCCGCGUCUGUGCCGCCCGUGUUUGACGCAGUGCAUCAUGGGUCGUGGCUGCUGUGUUUGGAUCACAGGUUCAGUCUGGUGCAGCGCAUCGUGUCCAAACACUGUCGCGUCUACUCGCUCAGGCUGGGAGCAGAGGAUGAUUCUCUGGAGCGUGUGUUGGCCGGCUCCGGCUGUGAGGUUCACUGUUUUGACCCCAGCAUCAGUCGAGCUCAUCUGCAGGAGGGUAACAUGUGGCUCCAUCGCCUCUCAGUGGACUGGAGGGACCCGAACCCCGCCGUCCCCGUCCAGAGACUCCACAGCGGCUCCAAGAAGCUCUCCGCCAUCCUCAGCCACUUCGGACACAGACGGGUGGACGUCCUGAAGGUGGAUCUGGAAAGCGCGGAGUGGAAGAUCCUGGAGAACCUGAUCCUGGAGCAGGUGCUGGACUCGGUCGGUCUGCUGCUGCUGGAGCUGCACCUGCAGUGGGCGGGGUUUGAGGUGGGCGGGGACGAGCCCUCGGUGGUCCGCUAUUAGUUCAGUCUGCUGAAGGAGCUGGAGCGCGCUCACUUCCGCCUCUACCACAGCUACAGCGACCCGAGCAAGCCCCGCCUCUUCCUGCACAGAAACCUCCGGAACACCAGCAGCUCCUUCACCCUGGGCUGGGUCAACACCCGCUUCACGCUCUGAGGAUACCGUCAGGACAUCUGUGACCCGGAGCACUAAACCAGUCAGAAGGGUCGCUUUUCCGAAACUGAGGUUCAUGCAUCAUCUGAAGCUGAAUAAAUCAUCUCUCCAGUGAUGUGUGGUUUGUGAGGAGGACAAUAUCUGUCUGAGACGCAACUAUCUGUAAAUCUGGAAACUGAGGGAGCAAAAACAUCUAAAUAUUGAGAAAAUCAUCUUUAAAGUUGUUCAGAUGAAGUUCUUAGCAAUGCAUAUUACUAAUCAAACAUUAAGUUUUAUAUAUUUAUGGUAGGACAUUUACUAAAUAUCUUCAUGAACAUGAUCUUAUCUUAAUAUCCUAAUGAUUUUUGAUAUAAAAGAGAAAUGUAUCAUUUUGACUCAUACAAUGUUUUGUCUAUUGCUACAAAUAUAACAGAGAGAGUCAAGACUGAUUUUUAUUUGUAAUAAUUUUGGCCACCACUUUAUAUAUUAUUAAGAGAGAUCUUUUUGUGAAAAGAGCAUGCAUUUGAGACGGACUGCAGUUGAAUUAAAAUGACUAGUUUUAUUUUAAGUACAGAUUAAAAUGUAUGAAUGAAAUAUUAUGCUUUAUAAAAACGGGUUGAAUUGAGAUCAAUUCAGGCCACUUUAUAAUUAUAAGAAGAUUAAUUCUCUCAGCAUUGUGUGCAAAUACAGUGUGUAUAAAAUAUAUUUGUCAC
This is a messenger RNA of Carassius auratus (goldfish), 1930 nucleotides long. It is a transcript of the gene mettl24, whose product is annotated as methyltransferase like 24. The record is from RefSeq and is a predicted model, not a curated record. The transcript is spliced from 6 exons. NCBI's taxonomy places the organism in Eukaryota, Metazoa, Chordata, Actinopteri, Cypriniformes, Cyprinidae. The coding region runs from base 243 to 1088 and encodes 281 amino acids.